Messenger RNA from Cyphellophora europaea CBS 101466, 1491 nucleotides. RefSeq lists its product as uncharacterized. The transcript has 3 exons. The record is from RefSeq and is a predicted model, not a curated record. NCBI's taxonomy places the organism in Eukaryota, Fungi, Ascomycota, Eurotiomycetes, Chaetothyriales, Cyphellophoraceae. Gene Ontology annotation, molecular function: transmembrane transporter activity. Gene Ontology annotation, biological process: transmembrane transport. The coding region runs from base 1 to 1491 and encodes 496 amino acids.
AUGCCUCUCCGCUACGACGCCUCGCCCGACGACGAGGAGCGCCCGUUCCUCCACCCGGACAACGCCAGUUUCCACUCCAAUGACGGCCAUGAUUCGUCCUCGAAGCAGAUCGACUUCGCCCAGGACGACCCCGAGAACCCGCGUGCUUGGCCGAAUCGACAGAAGCUCACGAAUGUCGGCAUCAUCGCCUUGAUGGCCGUUCUCUCGCCGUUGGCGUCGUCGAUGUUCACGCCCGGGAUCAGCCAAAUCGCCCGGGAUUUCAAUGCUAGCGAGCAGGAGGUCAUUGCAACGACGACGGGAUUCGUGAUCAUGCUUGGUCUAGGGCCCUUAAUUCUUGCGCCAUUUUCGGAGACCUUUGGACGGAGACGGGUGUAUAUCGUUUGUUUUUCGGUUUUCACGCUGCUGCAGAUACCUACGGCAUUGAGUCCUAACGUCGCGACGUUGAUCGCGGUGAGGACUAUUAGCGGCUUGUUUGGCAGCGUCGGCAUUGCCAACGGCGGCGGUACAAUCUCCGACAUGUAUCCCUCCUCUCAACGCGCUGGUAUCUUUGGCUGGUAUCUCCUUGGUCCACUCCUCGGCCCGACUCUUGGACCUCUGAUCGGCGGCGUCAUCGUCACUCGCCUGGGCUGGCGCUGGGUAUAUUGGGUUCUUGCCAUCGUUUGCUUCAUCAACACCGCCGUCGGCGUCAUUUGGCUGCGCGAAACCUAUGCGCCCGUACUUCUUGCGCGGCGUAAGAGAGCGCUGCUCGAAAAGCACACUUCUCGAGAUCCUGGCUUCUGGUUCGAGGGCGAGGAUCUCCGACCCCUGCACAUCAAGCUAUUGGCCUCUCUGAAGCGGCCCGUCAGCAUCUUCAUGCAGCCCAUCGUCUUCACCAUGUCGCUAUACCAGGCCAUUAUCUUCGGCACGACUUACAGCAUCUACACCAAUAUGCAAUCCAUCUUCUCCGCUCCCCCCUACAACUUCGACUCCGAGCAAGUCGGCCUGCUCUACCUCGGGCCCGGCAUCGGCUUCCUAACCUCCGUAUGGUUUAUCGUCCCGCGCAUCGACACCGUCUACAACCACCUGACCCGAAAGAACGACGGCGUCUCCAUGCCCGAAUACCGCCUCCCCCUCGCCAAUAUCGGCUCCGUCCUCAUCCCAGUCAGCCUCUUCGGCUUCGCGUGGACCGUCGAGUACAGGCUGCACUUCAUGGUCCCGAUCGUAAUCUCCUUCUUCUACGGCAUCGGCCAGGUCGUGAUCCUGAAUACCGUGCAGAACUACUACAUCGACAGCUUUGAGAAGUACGCGGCCAGCGCGAUCGCGGGCGGGAGCGUUUUUCGCAGUGUCAUGGGUGGCAUCGUGCCGUUGUUCGCGCCCAUGAUGUUUGAGAAGCUGGGUUAUGGCUGGGGGAUUAGUGUUUUUGGACUUCUGACCGUGCUCAUUGCGCCGAGUCCGCUGCUGUUCUGGCGCUAUGGGCCGGCGUUGAGGAAGAGGUUUCAACUUAAGGUGUGA